This is a messenger RNA of Sphaeramia orbicularis (orbiculate cardinalfish), 4395 nucleotides long. It is a transcript of the gene kcnk5a, whose product is annotated as potassium channel, subfamily K, member 5a. Lineage: Eukaryota; Metazoa; Chordata; Actinopteri; Kurtiformes; Apogonidae. Bases 286 to 1863 code for a protein of 525 amino acids. The record is from RefSeq and is a predicted model, not a curated record. The transcript has 5 exons. Gene Ontology annotation, biological process: potassium ion transmembrane transport; stabilization of membrane potential. Gene Ontology annotation, cellular component: plasma membrane. Gene Ontology annotation, molecular function: potassium ion leak channel activity; outward rectifier potassium channel activity.
ACGUGGAGUGGGUAUUCCUCCGGCCGGGUCUGUGCGCGCGCUCAUAGUCGCUUCAUGACCACUUUGGUCCUGUUAUGUCUCGAGCCCAGUGCUGUCAGCGGCGGCACGUUUCACUCUUUUUUCACUGCCCUCGCGAGUCGGACCAACUUUUCUUGAACCCGCAGCCUUGGAGCUGAGAAUGCCGCCCGCAUAACUCCGGGUACUGCUGCACAUCUACCCCCUCCUUUUUCUUUCUUUUCCCCCCCUUGUCCCGCGUUUUCGAUAGUGAAGUUACUGUACAUAAGUAUGGUAGAUAAAGGCCCCUUGUUGACUUCUGCCAUUAUUUUUUACCUGUCCAUUGGGGCAGCAAUUUUUCAAGUCCUGGAGGAACCCAAUUGGAAGCAGGCUGCAAAGCAGUAUAGUGCCCAGAAGGAUAAAAUACUUGAGGACUAUCCCUGUCUGACGAAAGAUGAUUUGAACAGAAUAUUAGAGGCCGUGUCUGAUGCUGCAGGGCAAGGAGUCACUAUUACUGGCAGCAAAACCUUCAACAACUGGAACUGGCCUAAUGCUGUUAUCUUUGCAGCCACUGUUAUCACUACUAUUGGAUAUGGGAACAUUGCCCCCAAAACUUCAGCCGGCCGUGUCUUUUGCAUUUUCUACGGGCUGUUCGGUGUUCCUUUAUGUCUUACCUGGAUCAGUGAGCUGGGAAAGUUCUUUGGUGGCAGAGCAAAGCACCUUGGCCAGUAUCUAACUAAGAAAGGGUUUUCCCUGAGAAAAGCUCAGUUUACCUGCACAGCUAUUUUCCUACUUUGGGGUGUGCUGGUGCACUUAGUCCUUCCACCUUUUGUGUUUAUGUCCCAAGAGGGUUGGAGUUAUAUUGAAGGCUUGUACUUCUCGUUUGUUACCUUGACAACCAUUGGUUUUGGAGAUUUGGUUGCAGGUGUGGAGCCAACUAAAGACUAUCCCACUUUGUACCGUUACUUUGUGGAAGUGUGGAUUUAUCUGGGACUGGCUUGGCUGUCUCUGUUCUUCAACUGGAAAGUGCGGAUGGUGAUAGAGGCCCACAAGGCUUUGAAGAAACGCCGCAAGCUACGAAAACUAUCUCUCGACGAGCUCCGGCACUACAAAGAGUCACACAAAGCUUCUCUCCGUUUGCCACCCACUCCUAAUGAUGUCAACAUCUUCAGUUUCUUGUCCAAAAAACAGGAAGGGUACAAUGAUUUGAUCAAGCAGAUCGGCAAUAAAAAAGAUGGUAGAGCUAGCAGCACCAGCGCCAUCACCAUCAAAAAACCCAAAGACAUGGGUCGCUCCCAGAGUUGUAACGAUGCCCCUAUGUAUAAUGGUCACACAAUCCUCAGUCUGGAUCGGUCGCCGCGACAGAAGAGACGCUACAGUUUUAGUGAUCGCGUCACUGUGGCAUUUUCAAAGUCAAAGAACUACCUCCUGGGCUCAGACAGUGGGUUGCUUCUAACAGAGGAUCAAGUGGAGGCUGAACAAGAGGUUAACCAGGACCAAAUGUACGAGAAUCAGCUGGACAAAGAUGUCGACCUAGAGAAUGGAGGAGUGGGAGACGGUGGUCGUAGGACAUGGGACUCUAAAGAAUACCACCCCCUCACCUUCCAAAAUGCCAACAUCACGUUUAUUGAUGAGGAGAACUUUCUCAGUAAUAACCUGGAGGAGGAGGAGGAAGAGGACAAUGAUGACGAUUCCAAAGCAAAGCUGUCUAUUACUACAUGUGACGAAAACAUUGAAACAAACUCCAAGGACGAGGAGCAGGGAUCUGAAUCUGAAGAGUCUGUGUUCACUAGUGACUGUUCAGAACACAGCCACUCCUAUGAGAAACUGGUAGAGGAAUAUGCGAAGGAAGACAACACAGACUCUUGAACUAAAGCGAAGAGUUGAGUAAAAUUGACACAUCUUCUAAACUGCCUUAUGUCAGCUGGGUUGGUGUUAAAGUAUAUGUAUUUCAAUGUUUAGAAGGAUAUUAGAAGUUUCAUUGCACUUUUGGAGUCUGAUAAUGAAAGACUGCAAAGCCAAAAAUCAAAUUUCAAAUGAAUGUUCGCUGCAUAUUUUUUGAUUUUUCUAGAUUUCCUGUGAACUCUUGAACACAUAAUGUCCAUCAUUUUGAUGAAUAUGGACUACCAGGCAUAACAUGCAACCAAAUGAGUAUUUAAGAUCUGCUCUAUUUAUGUCUUUUUUACAGUUUAAGAAACUCAAUGCCACACUUAGUAUGCAAUAUAUCUAAACUAAGAACGUUUGUUUUCCUCAAGUGUGUUUUCUACUCAUAGGCUAAUAAGAACUCUGGCAGUGAUUGAUUCAUCCAUAGUUCCUACCUGCAUAUUCACCAUAUUGGUGAUUUAUAUCAUAUUUAUUAAAAUGAAGGACGCAGUAGCUUUUAUUCAAUGCUACAUGGGUUUAUGUCAUUACCAUUGCACAAUUCCAGUAAGGACAAUUUCAAAGUCCAUUCUUGUGUCUUUAAAACCUGAGCCAAACCUUUGUCCUUAAAGAAACUGAAGAGCGUCUGUCUUAUAUUUCAUUAGACACGUUUUUGAAGACCUUGAUGAAUUGUUGUGUCUGAGAUUGCUUGCAGGUUGUUUAGACUUUAAGCAAUUGAAUUGUGACUGCUUUUAAGGUCAUCAGUGAAACACAAGCAAUAUCUGGGAGUCGCCGAACUCAUUGGAAAAUAAACAUAACAAGAAGAAUCGUUAAUGUUCUGAACAGAGAGGCAUAUAUGAAAAAAUAUUAAUAUCUUAUCCCAGAGGCAAAUGAGAUUUGUAUUGUUUUAUAUGCCUUUGUUUCUGGCUGUUGACUGCUGUAAAAUCUGCUUUGCAAAUGAGCCUCCCCCGUGCCUUAGACGGUGGUUUUGUGAAUACUUAAUAGUGGAGUUUUGCUGCUUAUAGCUCAUCAAGUGCUGUUCUCUGACUUAAGGGUUCUGUUCCAGUGCAGUGUAUGAUGUGAACCUUCACAGCAACAAUAUUCUCACUUUCUGUCUCUUUGUAUUUGCCAUGUAAACAUUGGCUGGAAGCCCGUCAGUAGCAACAAACAGUGCUCUGCUCUGAACAUGGCCUUGUUACUUGUAUUUGCCUUUGGGGGCUUGCACUUGCACAAAUGACUGAAGUACCGCUUCUGUCAGCCAACCAAGGUUAACCUGUAACAGGCCAAUACUCUCAUGAGGCAUGAUUCAGUCAUGAGACAAAGGCGGCAGCACUGGUGCUCUCAAAUUUUGUGUAGUGUUUCCCCCCUUUUUCAAGUGCGUACGAAUUGUAAACUGUAGGGACCAUAAUAUUAUGUCCAUUGCUUUUCAUUUUCACUGUUAAUAACCCUGCCCACCCACUGCCUAUUGCACAUGAGUUGCACAUUAAAAACUUGAAACAGUGUUAUUUUGCAUUGUAAGAUGGCAGUGGCUGCAGUGUUUCAUGCUAAACAUGUCUCUUCAAUUAAAGAUGGAGGAAGUGAUUAUAACUAUUUUGACUCAUGAGUCAAUAUCCUGACUCUGUAAACAGAAGUAUUAAAAAAAACAAAGUGGCCUAGAUUCACACAACAGUCAACAGGUGUGGGUGUUCAUGCUUGUGCACAGGAUGGGGGUUUCUUUAAAUUGGGGGCACAACUUCCGAAUGAGCACUGAUGGGAGGGGUCUCUAUUUGGCUGAUUACUUUACGUCUCUCUUAAGAAUCACUUCCUCCAUUUUUAAAUGUUCAGUGUACUAUUUUUUCUGGGAUCUAUUUCCAGAAACUGAACGUAAUCUUCAUUGUUUGUUUCAUUACCUGAAAGUAUGAGUCACUGUUUUUUCCUUCCUUUACAAUGAGUCGUUUUUAUCGACUGUGGAAGUGGGUACUGUUUGCUGUGUCCACACUAGAUGCCUCUAAUUAUCACACUGAACCUUUAGGACAUAUUCAGUCAAAUUGAGUGGUAUACUGUACAUUUAGCCUAAUAUUUGCAGUUUUUUGUCUAGACUACAUCAUCUUUAGUCCUGAAAAGUAACAUACACUAACAGGUAACUAAUUCUACUGCAGACACCAGUGUCUGGCAGUGACUCAUUAGAUGACAUUAGUAACCCUUACAUUUUUAGCGAUUGCUUCUGUCCAUUUUGUAUUUCCCUGCAGAGCCCACCACUUCUGUUAUAAGCUGUAUGUGUGAGUGCAGAAUGGUUAUGCAGCCCUGGUACUCGUCAGAACUGAAUUUCACAUGUUUCUAGAUAAACUAAGCAGGUUAUUUUGGUUUAACCCAGUGUCCUACUCUUUCCUUUUUAAUGUUGCUCCAUUUAUGUAAAAACUCCAUAAUAGUUGUGUAAUGUUUUUUUUUUUUUUUUUUUUAUAUGAGUAUGUAAUUAAAUUAUUCAUGUUUUUAAAAGUUGAAUUGUAUAGUUGUAUAUAGAUUAUGAACAAAACUGUAUAUUUCAUUCAAAAUAAACAUUUA